AUGACCUCCGGCGACGAAGAGAAGAUUCGAAGAUUCAGUAGCUUAGAGCGGUCACCGGAGAAGGUGAACUUGGGCGGCCGAAAGGUGAAUCUCAAGUCUCUCUCUCCUUUAUCGACUGUGAUCUUGCAGAUCCUGGUCUGGCUAGCAGGCGGAUUCUUAGGCCAGAGCUUGCUGAUGGAGAAGAGACGUGCACGUUCAAAGUUCUUCCAUAUCAGUUAUGCCAGGCAGCUUUACCUCCAAUAUUCAGAAUCUACUACUAAGGGUCCAUUUGGUCUUGGAGAUUUCGUCAUUGAGUUUGCUUAUGGUUUUGCGUUUGAUUCCAGGACUGAAGAAGCAUCUGAAUGGGAUCAAUGCUCCUACGCACCGGAUGCCUGA
Linum tenue is the source of this 375-nucleotide messenger RNA. The record is from the annotation of a GenBank genome assembly. NCBI's taxonomy places the organism in Eukaryota, Viridiplantae, Streptophyta, Magnoliopsida, Malpighiales, Linaceae.